AGGCAAUAGGGAAUUAGGGAUGGUGAUUGGUAAUUGGUAUCGACAAAAUUGUGGUUGAGAUCCGAUAAGAUUUGAAGAUAUCAUUGUGUGAGUUUUGACUUUUGGCAGCUUACUAAAAAUAACAGUUAUAUAUGUUACUAUUAAUAUUAAUUCCAGCCAAUAUGAAUAUAUUUUUGUGACUUUUUCAUUCCAAGUAGUGUAUCAUAAUUAGUGUGAAUUUGUAAAGUAGGAAACGGUUUGUCGUUAUUAAAAAUUAAAGGGCACACGUGUAUGGUGUUGUUCAUUAAUUCCGCGUCCAACUUCUCACUACAAGUACCAUGAAACAUAUAAGAAAACACACACUAGAAACAAAAAAAAACAAAAAAACACAACACAAAAUUUAUAAAAGCAUAUUAGAACCUCACCUCACCACAAAGUUUGCAAAGCAGACUAGAAAACUCAAACACAUCACGAGUUUCCUAAAACAUGUCACACAAGUUUGUUAAAACUAUAACAGAAACCUCAUAAAGCAGACUACAAGUUCUAUGAAACAGCCCAUAAACCUCAUAAAGCAUAAUACAAGUUUCCCGAAACAGACAAGAUCCCUAUAAAACAGACCAUAAAUCUAAUAAAGUAUACAUAAGUUUGUUAAAGCAUACCGAAAACCUCAUAAAGCACAACACAGUUUUUGAAAGCAUAGCAAAAAACUCAUAAAUUUGGACCUAUUUGUAAAUUUUAGAAAUUUUAGAUUCAAUGAAAAAAUUAUAUAAAUUUUUACCAACUAAACUGUAAUUUCCCAUCAUUAUGCUUACGAAUUAAAUAAAAAGAAUUUUAAUUGUAGGCUCUAGAUCUUAAUAUCUAUUAAGUUUAGGUAUGAAACUGUAAUAUGCAAACCCUAGCUCCGCUUUCUUCGGAGCGGUGAAUCCUGAAACCUUUCCUGUCUGCGGCCGAACGCCGUCAACCAUGACUAACCUUGCGCCGGGGGCUCAUCACUCGAGCGUCGGGCAGCAAGACUCCAGCUCCGGCAUUCGGAGACCUCCACCGGUGACCUCCUCACCAAACUCUAAAGGAGAGAAGGAAACCCAACCUCCCAAAAAGAGAGCGAAGCCCAGGUUCAACAACCCCCUCUUCGGAAUAGCAUCCAUGGAGGAAGAUACACUUCGAAGGACAAAGAGCCGACGAACUCUCCAAAACAACACCCCCGCGAACCAGCAUGGACUAGUGGCAUAGCGUCGAAGUUAUUUAGUAACCCGACACCUGAUACCGAAUGGUAUGUCGCAGAAUCAGAUUCUGAGGACGUAGCCGAAGCUAUGCGUGAAUAUGAUCAAGAUGAUGAAGUGCCGGAAGAUGAUGACCUGAAGUGCCCAACGAUUGCCUAUACGGAAAAUGGAAUAGCAACGCUGGAGGAGGGAAUGGCGUUCAGUCCUAAUUGUCAAAGUUGUGGGACGCUCGUAACCCUUCCCGGUUACGUCACGGCGGCUCGAAACUCUCUUGGUUUCUAUGAUGUAUGCUUCACUAGUCAAGUGGACUAAGAGUUGGCUGUUGUCGGUGUCCCCUGGAUGACUGGAGAUUACUAUAUUACUGUUCGUCCAUGGCGUCAAAAUUUCAAUCCGAAAAUGGCAGAAGUGGCAACGACGAUGGUCUGGGCGCAGCUGCCAGGGUUACCGAGAGAGUUUAUCAAUAAGGAGGCUGUGGAACGCAUAGCUGAAAUAAUUAACAGACCUGUCUGUGUGGAUAGGGCGGCUGAAUCAAGUGAUCGGGGGCUGUCUCGUUAUGACACAACUCCUAACAAAGGCCAAGUGUAACCAAUGAAAGGGACUGCAGUAUAGUGGCUCAAGUAAUAAAUAUCAAAUCCAUGGGUCUCUAGAGUUACUAUUACUCAGUUUCAGUUCAUUAUCUAGCAAACCAGAUUAAGAUAGAACAGCUAAAACUACUCUAGCAAUCUACAGUUAAAGUUAAUCUAAUUACAGGUUGGGAACUCACUUAGGUAUGAUAGCCUCUAGCCACUAGCCAGAUUAAUGAUUGAUGAUCUCUAAUUUGUUUCACUUUCAUUAAAAAUGCAGAUAAUCCUUAACUAGACCUUGAGUCUCGGCUAAAGGAAUAAGGCCCUCUUGAGUCAGUUGCCUAGAGGGAUGUAUCCUUCUCUAGAACAACCGAUCAAGGCGUUCUGAACUAGAUUCCCUCUAUUGAAUGAGUUUCUCAAUCGAUACAAAGCAUUGAAUCAACCAUCGACUAAAGCAAUCGAUCCAAAACUAUCAAUCUAUGGUGCUCUAUUAACCUAAUCAAGUAUUCGCUCUCAUAGGGUCAAAGCAGAAUCAAUAAUCUCGACUAAAACAUAAUUGAAUGAUGAAAACAUGCAUAGAUUGAAUAUGAACUCAAGAUUAUCAAGUAAGAGUACUCAUACAAUUAUCCAAUCAAACAAAGAUGGCUAGGGUUCCUCAAAACCUAAGUGAAGGAAAAUUACUCCAUAGAGAAGAGAGAAAAUGUCGUAAGAAUCUUCAGAGGAUCAGUCUUCAAGUCCGGGCUUGUUCCUUGAGCUUCCAAGGCAAAGAAAUCCUGCAAUACCACUCCAAAACCCAGCUCUCCCCCCUCAAAAAUCGCAUAAAGUAGACUUAUACCUGAGCAGGGGCAGAAACACGGUCGGGAACACGGUCGUAUUUUAAAUCCCUUCAGCAGUCUUCACAAGUGAGGCUCGGCAUAAAAACAACUGGCAGCUGCUAGAUGAAACUCGGCCAUGUUUUUAGGGUAGUUUGCCUGUGUUUCUUCCGCCAAACAUAUUCCCCUAUAUUCAAUGCUUCGUUUCUCCUUCGUCCGGAUUCCGAAUCAGUCGUCGUUUGAUCCAAGACGCUCGUAGUCUCAUCCUCUUUCUUUUAAUGACAAGCUUGCAUGAUUAUUUGUACAUAAAUGAGAUAGAGAUCCAUUCUUAUUCAGGUCAUGCCCGAGUUUUUUCUCCCGAAUCGCCAAUUGAUCUCCGAUUGACUUGAAACUUGAGCCUACGCUUCACUGUAUGUGCUAGGACUUGAAAUGUGACAAAGGAACACAACCUAGCAUAAAAUAGGCCAAAGAAGCGAUAAUGAAAGCUCAAACGAUCA
Molecule: messenger RNA, 3071 nt
Organism: Linum trigynum
Lineage: Eukaryota; Viridiplantae; Streptophyta; Magnoliopsida; Malpighiales; Linaceae
Source: the annotation of a GenBank genome assembly